Messenger RNA from Nematolebias whitei (Rio pearlfish), 915 nucleotides. Its product is annotated as renin binding protein. The transcript has 9 exons. Gene Ontology annotation, molecular function: N-acylglucosamine 2-epimerase activity; peptidase inhibitor activity. Bases 1 to 915 code for a protein of 304 amino acids. NCBI's taxonomy places the organism in Eukaryota, Metazoa, Chordata, Actinopteri, Cyprinodontiformes, Rivulidae. Gene Ontology annotation, biological process: carbohydrate metabolic process; N-acetylglucosamine metabolic process; N-acetylmannosamine metabolic process. The record is from RefSeq and is a predicted model, not a curated record.
AUGUCUGCGGUGAAGCUGGAGGAGUGUCGGCAGCACAUCCGAGCACAGCUGGACAACGUCGUGAACUUCUGGCUCCAACACUCCCAUGACACCGUCCACGGAGGCUUCUUCACGUGUCUCGGGAGGGACGGGGGCGUUUACGAUGAGCUGAAGUACGUCUGGCUGCAGGGCAGACAGGUGUGGAUGUACUGCCGCCUCUAUCGAACCGUGGAUCGAUUCAGAAGACCUGAAGUCCUCGAGGCGGCUAAAACCGGUGAGUUUCAACCACUUUUAUACCAGGUUUCCCUGAAGUCACUAGAUGGGGGAGGGGGUGGGGAGUUAGGAUGUGUGAGAGAAGUGGAGCACCACAUCCAGAGAGAAGGAGCAGCCAUCUUGGAGAACGUGUCUGCAGACGGAGCAGAGCUGCCCGGUUGUUCGGGUCGGCUGCAGAACCCGGGACAUGCCCUGGAAGCAGGCUGGUUCCUGCUGCAGCUCGCUGCAGAAACCGGAAACACAGACAUCCAGAAAACCGCCGUGGAGAAGUUCGUGGAGCUUCCGUACGACAGCGGCUGGGACGAGGAGCACGGCGGCCUCUUCUACUUCCUGGAUGUGGACGGUCGCUGCCCCACGCAGCUGGAGUGGAGCAUGAAGCUCUGGUGGCCUCACUGCGAGGCUCUGGUCGCCGUCCUCCUGGCCUACAGUCAGACCCAGAAACCCGAGCUGCUCCGCAGGUUCUUCCAGGUUUAUGAUUACACUUUCAGCCACUUUCCUGACCCGACGAGCGGCGAGUGGUUUGGAUAUCUGACCCGGGAAGGAAAAGUGGCGUUGGAUUUUAAAGGUGGCCCGUUCAAAGGGUUUUUCCACGUUCCUCGCUGCCUCUUCAUGUGUGAACGACUCCUGGACGAUCUGCUGAACGAAGGCUGCAGAUCUGCGUGA